GCCCUCAAAGUGACACAGGGGUAAAAUAUACGAAGCCCAGUAUACCCAUCAUGACUACCUGUCUCAUAAGAGUACACCAGGCACAUGCAUCACAAUCAUAUAUGCGCGACAUGGUGGUCCUAUAUCAAGGGAAACAGUGCAUGAUCUUGCAGACGGGACCCAGUUAGAAUUUUCUUCUAGUUGAGUGACCGUACUGCUCAAAUGGUCCUUGAAUAAGGGUUGUUUAAGGAUGUUGCACGAAACCCUAUGCUUCGAGAGGUGAACUAUUCAAACCCCAAAGAACUCCUCUCAACACAUGGCUAUGAUGCUCCCCCACUAAUUCUGCUCAAGAUCAGAGAUGCACAUAUCGUCAGUCGUUAUUAUUAUUAUUAUUAUUAUUAUUAUUAUUAUUAUUAUUAUUAUUAUUGAGUGAGAGAGCAGUGAAUGAUAUCAAAGUGAGACUGGGGUGAAAUAUACGAAGUCGAAUAUACCCAUCAUGACUACCCAUCUGAUAAGGGUACACCAGGCACAUGCAUCGCAACCAUAUGUGCAGGACACGGUGAUCUCAUACCAUUAUUAACAACACAUGACCUGGAAGGUGGGGCUCUGUUAAAAUUUUCUGUUAGUCGAGUAGCCCUUCCCAUUCAAGAGGUUCCUGAAUAAGGUUUGUUUAAGAAUGUUGAUUGAAACACUCAUGUUUCUAGAGGUGAACUAUUCAAACCCCAAGGAAUUCCUCUCAACACAUGGCUAUGAUGCUCCCCCACUAAUUCUGCUCGAGAUCAGUGAUGCAUAUAUCAUCAUCCACCAAGGGACAUACUCAACUUGUUAUGGUCAAGCAAAUCUGUGGUAUUGAGCAGAAUACUUGCGGUAGCCUAUCUCUUAUACCAAGGCAAAAUGUGUAGUGGUUCUUACAUGCAUGAAGUGGAUUCGAUCUACCAUAGCCAAAUUUAAAUUAACACUGCAACAGAAAUUUUCCCACGGUGGAACAAUGGUUUUUCUCAGACAGCAGUUUUACAUUUUCCAGAUGCCUUUAGUUAGGCCGAAAUAAUGUCUUCACCACUUGACACUUUCUGACCUCUUCUACAUCACCAAAAUCUAGAAUAGAGAUAAUAAGACCACCAACUAAAUCUAUUGUUCUCAAUGAUAUGUCUAUCCUUUUGGAUAGUUAUAAAAACAAGAAACUCCAAGCAAGAAGUCAGUUUAGUCACCAGUCGUUAACAACUUAACGAGUCACACGGUGACGACUCAAUGAGAACGAAGUCUGGCUGACCAGCUAGAACCUUGGCCAGAGGAAGAAAUGAAGUUUACUGUUAGCAACUGUGAGACAACACCCAACAAUUCUCACUAGCUCUAAUUCUGUUCUCUUACAACAUCAUUCUAUCGCUAUCUGUGGAUUACUACUAACAUAUUCGUAUACGCCAAACUAUACAAAGAAACAUUCUACCACAAACUUUACUUCGCAUGCCUUUGGAUUUAUCAUAACCUGCCCGUCGAGGCAAGGGAUUGUAAUAUAACGAACAUCAGAUGACAUUGACUUAACAGAAGAAACAUCCUCAAUAUCUACCAUGUUUUAACGACUAAAGAAAAAUAUUUUGCGAAACAGAUGUAUCGGAUUGUUUCUACAAAUCUAUGGUUGAAUUCCUGUGUCACAUUUGCUCUGAAAUAAUAUUUUUAGCCAAAUUUGUGAACCUCCCUGGCUGGUGUUUACAAGAAGAGGAGCCUGUGUGCUCAUUGAAGUUGGAUAAAUAUCAGAAAGUGUUGCUAAACAAAAGUAACACUGGACGGAAAUACAACAGCUGAAGAAAGGAAGAAGAAUAUAUAAACUGGGCUUUGACAGGAAAAAUAAUGGAAAAUAGUGAGAAAAUUGUUGAAUUGAUUUUCUCUGAACACAUGAUAAAAAAGAUGAGAGCAUAUGACUGUGAUGUAUGUACAGAGUCCUUCUUUGAAGAAAGUAACCUACUUGCACACAAACGUACUCAUACAGGAGAGAAACCAUGUCUCUGUAAUACCUGUGGUAAAUCAUUCUCUGAAAGUAGUCAAUUAACUAAACACAUACGUAUUCAUACAGGAGAGAAACCAUAUGAUUGUGAUAUUUGUGGCAAAUCAUUCUAUCGAAGUAGUAACGUUACCAGGCACAAACGUAUUCAUACAGGAGAGAAACCAUAUCAUUGUGAUAUUUGUGGCAAAUCAUUCUCUCAAAGUUGUACAUUAGCUAAACACAAUCGUACUCAUACAGGAGAGAAACCAUAUGAUUGUGAUAUCUGUGGUAAAUCGUUCUAUAGAAGAAGUGACGUUACUAGGCACAAACGUAUUCAUACAGGAGAGAAACCAUUUAAUUGUGAUAUUUGUGGUAAAUCAUUCUCUCAAAUACAUCACUUAACUGAACACAAACGUAUUCAUACAGCAGAGAAGUCAUAUGAUUGUGAUAUCUGUGGUAAAUCAUUCUAUCAUAGUAGUCGCGUUACUACGCACAAACGUACUCAUACAGGAGAGAAACCAUAUCACUGUGAUAUUUGUGGUAAAUCGUUCUCUGAAAAUACAUACUUAGUAAAACACAAUCGUAUUCAUACAGGAGAGAAACCAUAUCACUGUGAUAUUUGUGGUAAAUCAUUCUCUCAAAGUGUUCACUUAACUGGGCACAAACGUAUUCAUACAGGAGAGAAGCCAUAUCAUUGUGAUAUUUGUGGUAAAUCAUUCUCUCUUAAUGAUGUCUUAACUAAACACAAACGUAUUCAUACAGGAGAGAAACCAUAUCACUGUGAUAUUUGUGGUAAAUCGUUUUCUGAAAGUAGUACAUUAUCUAGACACAAAUUUAUUCACACAGGAGAGAAACCAUUUCAUUGUGAUAUCUGUGGUAAAUUAUUCUCUCAAAAUAGUAACUUAAUGAAACACAAAUAUAUUCAUACAGGAGAGAAACCAUAUCAUUGUGAUAUCUGUGGUAAAUCAUUCUCUAAUAAUAGUUACUUAACUACACAUGAACGCAUUCAUACGGGAGAGAAACCAUAUCACUGUGAUAUUUGUGGAAAAUCAUUCUCUGAAAAUGGUACAUUAACUAGACACAAAUCUAUUCAUGCAGGAGAGAAACCAUAUCACUGUGAUAUCUGUGGUAAAUCUUUUUCUCAUAAUAGUUACUUAACUACACAUGUACGCAUUCAUACGGGAGAGAAACCAUAUCACUGUGAUAUUUGUGGUAAAUCAUUCUCUGAAAAUUGUACAUUAACUAGACACAAAUCUAUUCAUACAGCCGAGAAACCGUAUCGCUGUGAUAUCUGUGGUAAAUCAUUCUCUCAAAAGAAUAGCUUAACGAAACAUAAACAUGUUCAUACAGGAGAAAAACCAUAUCAUUGUGAUAUUUGUGGUAAAUCAUUCUCUCAAAGUAAUCCCUUAUCAAGACACAAACGUAUUCAUACAGCAGAGAAACCAUAUCAUUGUGAUAUCUGUGGUAAAUCCUUCUCUGAAAGUAGUACAUUAACUAGACACAUAUCUGUUCAUACGGCAGAGAAACCACAUCAUUGUGAUAUCUGUGGUAAAUCAUUCUAUCGAAGUAGUCACGUUACCAGGCACAAACGUAUUCAUACAGGAGAGAAACCAUAUCAUUGUGAUAUCUGUGGUAAAUCAUUCUCUCAAAGUGUUCAAUUAACUGGACACAAACGUAUUCAUACAGGGGAGAAACCUUAUCACUGUGAUAUCUGUGGUAAAUCAUUCUCUCAAAAUUGUGACUUAACAAAACAUAAAUAUAUUCAUUCAGGGAAAAAAGGAAAAAGGUAGUUUCUGAUUUGUUUUUAAUAUUCUUGUGUUUUAUGCAAUGAAAUUAAAGUAUUUCCAUAAAUUUA
This is a messenger RNA of Octopus bimaculoides (California two-spot octopus), 3812 nucleotides long. RefSeq lists its product as uncharacterized. Gene Ontology annotation, molecular function: RNA polymerase II cis-regulatory region sequence-specific DNA binding; DNA-binding transcription activator activity, RNA polymerase II-specific. The record is from RefSeq and is a predicted model, not a curated record. Gene Ontology annotation, biological process: regulation of transcription by RNA polymerase II. Gene Ontology annotation, cellular component: nucleus. Lineage: Eukaryota; Metazoa; Mollusca; Cephalopoda; Octopoda; Octopodidae.